CAGCAGUGAGCAACACUGUCGCCCCUGCUUGUCGUGUUGUGUUUCAGUGACGCUGGUCUGUUGUCUAGCUACCGCUGUAUCUUCUUUGGGUAGUCUCACAGCAUGCGUCCUUGUUCUCGCCUGCUUGCGGCUCCCGCCACGCAACCAUUCCGUCCCGGUCGACGCGCGCAAGCUGUCAAUCUUCUUCCACCCAUACCUCUGUAUCGGAGACUGCUGCGAAUUCAUCGCAAAAAGUUGAGUCCGGAGGAACGCCUAUUCGGGGAUACAUAUCUCAAAGCUGAAUUCCGCCGUCAUCGGGACAUUGAAAAUCCUCUACACAUCGUGGGAUUCUUGACGGAAUGGCAAAACUACGGGCAACAGUUGGAAGGUGAGGGUUGGAAAGAGGGAAAAAUCGACAUGGAUCUGGUGGAUAAAAUGAGCGAUCAACAGAUUGGACAAAUGUAUGAGUUGAUGGAGGCUAUCCGCAAGCAAGGCAGGGACAGUGUGGACGAGGAAGAGGAAGGUCGGAUACUCGAUGCAAUUGAGGAAGCUACAACAGGGAACAAAAAGCCGUCAUGAGCCGGGAAAGAGAUUGAUGUCAGUCCAACAAGCCCAGUGACACUCCUCUGGCGUAGGAUCCUGGUCUGCGCAGGCGAGUGAAGUGUGCUCACAAACAAUGGCCCAUCACUGUGGUGACAUUGCCCUUGCAAUUCCUGAAAACACUCCUGCCAAACGACAACACAUAUAAGGCACCUGGAUCGUCAGACCCGUCCGGCCUCGCUGGAGGGACACCUACUUCAUCAGUACAUCGCGGAGGCACCUCAAGAUUAGCACAAUAUCACAGCACCAAUCCAUCUGCGAGCACGGAACUCUCUACAAGCCUGCACCGUCACGGCGCCUGCAGCACAAUAUGUGUCAGGCAGAACUCAACAAGUCUUUCACCUGCCGUCAUAAGUGGCUGACAAUUGUCAGGAAAUGCGAGGAUGGAGGAGGGUUCAACGACAAUCACCUUCACAA
This is a messenger RNA of Exophiala viscosa, 996 nucleotides long. RefSeq lists its product as uncharacterized. NCBI's taxonomy places the organism in Eukaryota, Fungi, Ascomycota, Eurotiomycetes, Chaetothyriales, Herpotrichiellaceae. The transcript has a single exon. Gene Ontology annotation, cellular component: mitochondrial intermembrane space; mitochondrion. The record is from RefSeq and is a predicted model, not a curated record. Gene Ontology annotation, biological process: succinate metabolic process; mitochondrial respiratory chain complex II assembly. Bases 103 to 558 code for a protein of 151 amino acids.